Suncus etruscus (white-toothed pygmy shrew) is the source of this 4583-nucleotide messenger RNA. It is a transcript of the gene MTSS1, whose product is annotated as MTSS I-BAR domain containing 1. Gene Ontology annotation, molecular function: phospholipid binding; actin binding. The transcript has 15 exons. The record is from RefSeq and is a predicted model, not a curated record. Gene Ontology annotation, biological process: adherens junction maintenance; plasma membrane organization; positive regulation of actin filament bundle assembly. Bases 29 to 2413 code for a protein of 794 amino acids. Gene Ontology annotation, cellular component: actin cytoskeleton; cytoplasmic side of plasma membrane. NCBI's taxonomy places the organism in Eukaryota, Metazoa, Chordata, Mammalia, Eulipotyphla, Soricidae.
GGCCCCGACCCCCCGCGAGCCUGGGAAAAUGGAGGCUGUGAUCGAGAAGGAGUGCAGCGCGCUCGGAGGCCUCUUCCAGACCAUCAUCAGCGACAUGAAGGGAAGCUAUCCGGUUUGGGAAGACUUCAUAAACAAAGCAGGAAAGUUGCAGUCUCAGCUCCGGACAACAGUAGUAGCUGCAGCUGCCUUCCUGGAUGCCUUUCAGAAAGUGGCUGACAUGGCGACCAGCACCCGUGGUGGCACCCGGGAGAUCGGCUCUGCUCUGACCAGGAUGUGCAUGAGGCAUAGAAGCAUAGAGGCCAAGCUGAGGCAGUUCUCCAGUGCAUUAAUUGACUGUCUGAUAAACCCACUUCAAGAACAGAUGGAAGAAUGGAAGAAAGUGGCCAAUCAGCUGGAUAAAGACCACGCAAAAGAAUAUAAGAAAGCUCGCCAGGAGAUAAAAAAGAAGUCCUCGGAUACUCUGAAACUGCAGAAGAAGGCAAAGAAAGGAAGAGGCGAUAUUCAGCCGCAGUUGGACAGCGCCCUCCAAGAUGUCAACGAUAAGUAUCUGCUGUUGGAAGAAACUGAGAAGCAGGCGGUCCGGAAGGCCUUGAUCGAGGAGCGUGGCCGGUUCUGUACCUUCAUAUCUAUGCUGCGACCCGUGAUUGAGGAAGAAAUAUCCAUGCUGGGGGAGAUCACUCACCUGCAGACUAUCUCGGAAGAUCUCAAGAGCCUGACAAUGGAUCCUCACAAGCUUCCCUCUUCGAGUGAGCAGGUCAUUUUGGACUUGAAAGGUUCUGAUUACAGUUGGUCGUACCAGACGCCUCCUUCUUCCCCCAGCACUACCAUGUCUCGAAAAUCAAGUGUGUGCAGCAGCCUCAACAGUGUCACCAGCAGCGACUCCCGCUCCAGCGGCUCCCACUCGCAUUCCCCCAGCUCACACUACCGCUACCGCAGCUCCAACCUGGCCCAGCAGGCCCCAGUGCGGCUGUCCAGCGUGUCCUCACAUGACUCGGGGUUCAUCUCCCAGGAUGCCUUCCAGUCCAAGUCCCCGUCCCCGAUGCCACCGGAGACACCCAACCAGAACUCAUCCAGCUCGGCCUCCUCCGAAGCCUCUGAAACCUGCCAGUCCGUGAGCGAGUGCAGCUCGCCCACCUCGGUCAGCUCAGGCUCCACCAUGGGCGCCUGGGUGUCCACGGAGAAGUUGUCUAAUGGGUUUUCUCACUCUAGUUUAUCAAGUGAGUCCCAUGUGGGGGCCGUGGGGGCGAGUCUUUUCCCUCAUUGCCUGCCUGCCUCCCGCCUGCUCCCUCGGGUCACCUCUGUCCACCUUCCAGACUACGCUCAUUAUUACACCAUUGGGCCCGGCAUGUUCCCGUCAUCUCAGAUCCCUAGCUGGAAGGACUGGGCCAAGCCGGGACCUUAUGAUCAGCCUCUGGUGAACACGCUCCAGCGGCGUAAGGAGAAGCGGGAGGUGGACCCGAGUGGGGGCAGCGCCAUUGCAGCAGGCGGAGUUCCUGCCACAGCUGAGGAGGCACAGAGACCCCGGAGCAUGACCGUGUCAGCCGCUGCCAGGCCUGGUGAGGACAUGGAGGCCUGUGAAGAACUGGCCCUGGCCCUGUCGCGGGGCCUCCAACUGGACACCCAGAGGAGCAGCCGGGACUCACUGCAGUGCUCCAGUGGCUACAGCACACAGACCACCACCCCGUGCUGCUCCGAGGACACCAUCCCCUCUCAAGUUUCAGAUUAUGAUUAUUUCUCUGUGAGUGGUGACCAGGAGGCAGACCAGCAGGAGUUUGACAAAUCUUCCACCAUUCCGAGAAACAGCGACAUCAGCCAGUCCUACCGACGGAUGUUCCAGGCCAAGCGCCCGGCUUCAACUGCGGGCCUCCCUACCACCCUCGGACCCACCAUGGUCACCCCCGGGGUUGCAACCAUCCGACGGACACCUUCUACCAAGCCUUCAGUCCGCCGGGGCACUAUUGGAGGUGGCCCCAUUCCCAUCAAGACACCCGUGAUCCCGGUCAAGACCCCAACGGUCCCAGACCUCCCUGGGAUGUUGCCUGCCCCUCCAGAUGGGCCAGAGGAGCGGGCUGAGCACAGCCCAGAGUCACCAUCUGUGGGUGAGGGCCCCCAGGGUGCCACCAGCAUGCCACCCUCUCUGUGGAGUGGCCACACCUCCCUCAGCCCUCCCCUUCCAGGCCCAAAGCCAAGUAUCCCCGAGGAGCACAGACAGGUGAUUCCAGAAAGCGAGGCCGAAGACCUGGAAAGGGAUCUGAGUGUCAGCGUCUCCCCAGGCCAGAUUCUAGAGGGUGACCCCACAGAGCUGAGCCCCCGAGAGAGCCCGCAAGGAGAAGACAUGCUGAAUGCCAUCCGAAGGGGCGUGAAACUCAAGAAGACCCUGACAAACGAUCGCUCAGCCCCACGCUUCUCCUAGGUGCUUAGGCUCCCAAGAAACCAGGGUAGGGGAUGAACCAUUUAAUUAAUCCAGCUUAAUUGGUCUCGAUCCAUUCCAACUUAUUAUCAGAUAUAAUUUUGUAGGCAACUCAGAAUUCAGCUCUUUUCAAAGUUCUCCACACCUUUAGAUAAGAAUUGAAAACGCAGCCUCUGUCACUGGUACAACCUGGAUCUUUUCAUUUGUAAAUACUGACAAUUUUUCUUUGUGCACAUUUUAAUCUUAGUUAUUUCCCCCCCCCCUUUUUUUUUUCUGAAGGUGCCAAAUUCCAUUUAACUUUUUUACAAGUCUUUGUAAGAUUUUAAAUGCAUAAGGGAUUGGGAGGGAAGGUGGGGCAGGGCAACCAUGAAGUAGUUUCAGACCAAGGGUUAACUACACUUAAGUUUUUCUCUUCUUUUCUGUAAGCUUUUGUAGUAGCAUCGUAGAAGUCUGGCUUAGAAGCAAAUUCAAGUUCUUUUCAUGUACAAAUGAGUAAGGUAAAAAUCUUCUGAUUUAUGAUUCUGGACACAAGGAGCAGGAAGACGUUGAGAAGCAAUAUUCAGAGUGAAGGAAAGCUGGCAUCUGUAGGGAUUGGGGGGAGGGCCGUGGGAGGGGCACGCUGUUCGCAUAGCCAAUCCUGUUACCUUUAAGAGUAGCCACAUAGGUUGAAUUCUAGUAGCUUCCCGAUAAAUGCAUCCUAAUAAGCCAUACUGGAUUGCAGUGUUUGUUUCUAUAGGGUAUUUAAGCACUUCCUUUCUCCCAUGAUCUGGACUGCACACAGCGCCCACCUUUAGCCCCAAUGCAUGUAGCCGGAGGACCCCCCCCCCCCCCCCCAGUCCACCCCCCACACUUUAGUUUGUUUGUUGUGCCCAUUGAGUCCAAGUACAUUCGUCUAAAUGGGUAAGGCAGUUUUUAAAAUGUGAACAGACUUUAAGAAAAAAAAGAUAGCAGGGAAUUCUUAAUAUAGCAAAUGCCUUUAACUGUGCCCAGCAGGCUGGGUGUGUGUUGAAGAAAAGCCCAAAUAUUUUGGAGGAAAAAAAAAAAAUUAAACUCGAGCAAAUAUAACAGGGGUAACCAACCAGCUUGGAGUCUGGCAACUUGCCAAUGUGUUUACCGAUCUGGGGCUUGUUUUUCUUCUUUUCACUAAAUGGCAGUUAAUCGACUCCAUACUGAAUAUUGGAGAGGGGUUAUUUAUCGUCACCAGGAAUCUCUAUACUUAAGUCUCCCCUCCUUUUCUUUUUUCUUUCUUUCUUUGUAUGUUAGGACGUUUUGGAAUGGGUUUCUUUUAAGUGAAAACUAAAUGUUGUAAUGCCCAUCCCUUAAAGCCAACGGGGGCCUGUAGAUUUCCAGGGUCCUUGCUUGGAGAAGACUGUGUGUCUAAUACAUUGGCUUAGCAGUUGGCUCCCCUGUAGGUAUUCGUGACUGAAUCAAGGAAGUGCGGGCGGGUCCCAGAGACCCUGCAGAUUCCUGUUGGCUUUGAGCUUCCGUUCUGUCACCUUAUGCUUUAAAACAUUACUGCAUUGGAUGUGAGUAAAUGCACCUGUAUAGUUGUUCUAGAUAUUAACAUUUAACACUGCUGUGAUUGCUCAAGGCCAUUUUAUGUUAGGGCUUUAAAGCAAAGGCAUGAUUCUUAGUAACUCAGCUUUUUGUUCCUUUGAAAAACAAGCUCCUUUUACAAUAUAAGCAACAGUAGUGCCUGUGGUAUGUAGCCCACCAAUCUUGAUGACUAAAAGUAGCUGAUGCAUUGUGCAUAUAAGAUGCCUGAAAUGGUUUUUGCAGAAGCAGAAAUCACUGCAAGGUAAUUACAAUAGAUAAAAGUGGUAUUUUAAACUUUUGAGAUAAAUGGAUGUCACUGUACCUUGGUACAGCUUUUCACUUGUUUAGUUCUUAAACGUUCGUUUAAUCUGAAUAAAUUUAAUAUAAAACGUUGCCAAAUUCAGUGUAGGAAGAAUGUGACGAAACACCUUGGGUAGUUCUGUUUGUGUUUUUGCAUAUUGUAAAAGCAGUGUCACAGCUGAGAAUAAAGAUAUUGUUUCUAAAGGUAAAUUAUUGUGGUUUAGUUGCUAGUUUGUACUGAGAGUUGACCUCUCCCUGUGCAGUUUUUUUUUUUUUGUUCUAAACCUGUAUAAAUAACACUCGUGUAAUGUUGUCUCCCUUUUACCCUGUAAUAAUU